CCGCGUCACUCACCCACUGACACUCUCGCUCGCCGCCUCCCCUUCUCUCUAUCUCUCGUCUUUGUUACCUUCCCGCAUUCUUCGCAGCUGUACCGAACGUCUCAAAAAGCCAGAGCCUUUGUGGGUUUUUCUUAUUGACUUGGAAUAUACUAUAUACAGAUCCUUUCCUUUUGAUUCUAUUUCAAUUUUUAAUUAUAUCAGAGGGGAAUCGGAAUUUUGAAUGAUACUAUUGAAAGUACGUUAGGGUCCGAGGUUAGGGUUUAAGGGGUGUGUAACAGGGAAAUUCAGGAGAAAGAGAGAGAAAAGCAAAAAACAAAGCAUGAGAGCGAGAUUGGUGGUGUUCCCGAUAAGAGGGAGGAACUGGUGCUUCUCUAGAUCCAUUAAUCAUUCUCUUGAUUCUUCUUCUUCUUCUUCUUCCGGUUCCGCUUUUUCUCAAACACCUUCCACAUUGAAAGAUCUGUGGCGGGAUAUCUCCUCCAAUCCCAAGCCCUUCAAUGCUAAUGCCGAACUCCUCGUCGAUUUCGUCUCUCUCAAGAUGAAUAGAGCUUGGGUUGGUCUGGAGAAAGCGCCUCAAGGAACUAUCAAGAACAAGAUUCACGGAUUGGGACUGCGGCUUUUGGCGCGAGUUAAGCCCUCUGAGAUUUUCUUCAAAUCUAUCACAAAGGACGUCACAAAUGUCGAAGUUACCUACCCGUUAAGUUUAAAUGCACGGCUUGUGCGGCGAAGAUUACGACAUAUUGCCAUGAGGGGAACUAUCAUCCACAAGAAGUACUUUUAUGGUUCAGUUACAUUGCUUCCUUUGACAACUGUGUUUACUGUUUUACCAUUGCCCAACAUUCCAUUCUUUUGGGUUUUGUUCCGCACUUAUUCUCACUGGCGAGCUCUACAGGGAAGUGAGAAGCUCCUUCAGCUUGUCUCAGAUAGUUCUUCAACUAUGACCUCUACUACAGGGAACGGGAAUGAGGCCAAGCAUGGUGACUCUCUUCAUGGAAUCCAUAAUUCACUUGGUUUUACAUGGGUUUUGCAGCCGUCAAAGGAACUUGAGGAACUUGUUCAUCGUGGAGAUGGGCAUGACGGUCUCAGCAAAUGUACCAUUUCGGACAUCUGCAAGGUCUUUGAUUUGAACAGAAAUGAUGUUCUAAAAUACAGGGAUUUUAUGUAAUUAACGUUGUCAUAUCUGCCAUCUGAAAUGUAACAUCUUCAGAGUCCAUUUAGUGGAAACGAAGUACGUUGUCCUAAUUUUAUUUUUUUGAGCCUUUUCAAUAUUGGGUAGUAAAAUAACUGUGCCCCCCCAUAUUGUAAACUCUGAGCGAUUGAAUAAAUUUUGAAUAUACAAGGCACCUUUGAUCAAA
This is a messenger RNA of Juglans microcarpa x Juglans regia, 1352 nucleotides long. RefSeq lists its product as uncharacterized. Gene Ontology annotation, cellular component: mitochondrial inner membrane. Gene Ontology annotation, biological process: potassium ion transport; proton transmembrane transport. The coding region runs from base 320 to 1162 and encodes 280 amino acids. The transcript is spliced from 8 exons. The record is from RefSeq and is a predicted model, not a curated record. Lineage: Eukaryota; Viridiplantae; Streptophyta; Magnoliopsida; Fagales; Juglandaceae.